This is a messenger RNA of Pristis pectinata (smalltooth sawfish), 2239 nucleotides long. It is a transcript of the gene nucleolin, whose product is annotated as nucleolin. The record is from RefSeq and is a predicted model, not a curated record. Gene Ontology annotation, cellular component: cytosol. NCBI's taxonomy places the organism in Eukaryota, Metazoa, Chordata, Chondrichthyes, Rhinopristiformes, Pristidae. Gene Ontology annotation, molecular function: mRNA binding.
GAGGAGGCCUUUCAGAACGGUGACGUUGCCCGUGGCUUUCUCUUUGCUGCGCAGGUCGCUCUCGCUGUAACACGUGGGUUGCCGUUCGCCAGCGUCGAGUGAUCGGUUUGUGAGGGGAUUUAAAAAAAAUCCCAACGAUUCUGUCACAAAAUGGUGAAACUAGUCAAGGCAGGUAAAAAGCAAGCAAAACCCAAAAAAGCAGCACCACCUCCACCCCCGGAGGAUUUUGAAGAGUCCACUUCUGAAGAGGAAAGUGAAGAAGAGGAAUUACCAGCACCUCCUGUUAAAAAGACUGCCACUCCAACUGCUAAAGCAACCCCACAGUCCAUCAACAAAAAGAAUGGCAAAGCUGUAAAAAAAGAGAGCAGUGAAGAUGAGGAAGAUGAUGAAGAGGACGAUGAAUCUGAAGAAGAAUCUGAAGAAGAAAAACCUGUGACCAAGAAAGCUACUAAUUUGGUUGAAGAAGAAGCUGAAGAGGAUGAUGAGGAUGAUGAGGAGGAUGAUGAUGAUGAGGAGGAAGAUGCACCCAAAGUGAAAAAAGCUGGGUUGGUAAAAGUUGAGGAGCAGGAGGAGGAGGAGGAUGAUGAUGAUGAAGAGGAGGAGGAGGAGGAUGAUGAAGAUGAUGAGGAGGAGGAAGAGGAAGCUGAGGAGGUAGCUGUGCCAGUGAAAGCAGGAAAGAGAAAAAAAGAAGAGCAGAAGCCAGUGACACCAGCUAAGAAACAGAAGACUGGCAGUUGCGCAGCCUUUUCACUUUUUGUUGGAAACCUGAACUCUGAAAGAACUUUUGAAGAAUUGAAGAAAGCACUCUGAACGACUUCUUCACUAAAAAGAAACUUACAGUUUGCAGCUGUCCGAAUUGGAUCUAGCAGGAAAUUUGGUUAUGUGGAUUUUGAGACUGAAGAACAACUGGAAAAGGCAUUGGAGUUCAAUGGCAACAAAGUGCUGGGGCAGGUAGUCAAACUCGAUAAAGCACGCAGCAAGGAAAACAGUCAAGACAGGGAUUGCAGAACAUUUGUAAAGAACCUUCCAUUCAAGAUAACUCAGGAUGAUCUCAGGGAGAUCUUUGAAGAUGCUAUUGACAUUAGGAUUCCUGCUGCUCGUGAUGGUUCAGGAACUCGUGGCAUUGCAUAUAUUGAAUUUGAAACUGAAGCUACUGCAGAAAUGGUGUUGAAACAGAAACAAGGCAUUGAUGUUGAGGGUCGGUCCAUCAUUGUUGACUACGCUGGCACUAAGAGCACAUUUAAUGCAAAAGUGGGCAAGCGCGGUUCUGAUACACUCAUGGUAAAUAAUUUGGCAUAUUCUGCCACUGAAAUGACCCUUCAGAAUAUUUUUGAAAAAAGCAUAUUAAUCAAAAUACCAGAGAAGAAUGGCAAACCAAGAGGAUUUGCAAUUGUAAAGUUUGAAUCAAUUGAGGAUGCCAAAGAAGCCCUUGAAAGUCACAACAAUACAGAAAUUGAAGGCAGAACGGUGAGAUUAGAAUUCAACCAAGGACAAAGAGGUGGUGAUGUCAGCAAGACCUUAUUUAUUCGUGGCCUUUCUGAUGACACAACUGAAGAAACAUUAAAAGAAGCCUUUGAAGGAGCUGCAAGUGCAAGAAUUGUGACAGACAGAGAUUCUGGAAAAUCAAAAGGUUUUGGCUUUGUGGACUUCACGUCAGAAGAAGAUGCAAAAUCAGCUAAGGAAAUGAUGGAAGAUGGAGAAAUCGAUGGAUGCAAAAUUACACUAGACUUCGCUCGACCCAAGAAUGAAAGCCAGCGAGGUGGUGGUGGUGGUGGUGGUGGUCGAGGUUUUGGAAGAGGUGGAAGAGGUCGAGGUGGAUUGGUGGCAGAGGUCGGGGUGGCCGAGGUGGUGGUCGGGGUGGAUUUGGAGGAUUCAGAGGUGGAAAGAUGGGUAGUCCUCAAGGAAAGAAAAUAAAAUUUGAUUAGAGGCUGAUAAGACUGUUCUACCAUGUUCAGACAGAGCCUCUGAUUGCCUCAAUCGGACAUUCCAGAGUUCUGCAUGGUGUGGUUAGCUGUGCAGUUUGGAGUGUGGUGGGAGCUCCAAGUUUCUGAAUGGACUUGCAAUUAAGAUACAAAUUGUUGGUACACCUUUGUGGAUUUUUGUCAAAUUUAUUAAGUAUUCUGUUUCACCAAUGUGUAAAUGUACUGUUCCUGAUUUUUUUUUUAGUAAAUGCAAAAUAAUGUUUUAGAAUGUUGUGCUUGGCAUACUGUCUAAUGGAUUUAAAAGAUACCUUAUUUCA